AUCAAACCAAAAAUUAUUAAAUUAAAAAAAAUAUCAUUAGAUUUUUUAAAUGGAAAAAAUACAUAAUUUUAAAAGUAAGAUUUUGUCAUUAAUGACUUCAAAGCAAAUCUUUUACUCAAUUGCUAUAAUAAUAUGCUCUAGUUUAUAUGUUAAUAGAAGAAAAAUAAGUUCUUAAUUAUACUAUUAUUUAGGUUAUUUAUCUUACUAGUUUGAGACUGCUGCUUAUAAAUAUAAAAAAACUUUAAGGCCUGAUAAAAUUAUUAUAGUUAGACAUGGAGAAUCAUAAGCAAAUGUUAAUGAUAAUUUAUAUGCAGAGUAACCUGAUAGUUAAAUAGAAUUAACUUAAAAUGGUUUAAAUUAGUCCUUUAAGAUAGGUUAGCUUUUAAAAUAAGAGAUUGGAGAAAAUAAAAACUUAGUUUUUUUUGUUUCUCCUUAUUAAAGAGCAUAGUAAACAGCACAAUAAAUUAUAAAAUCAUUUCCAAAAGUUGAAAAAAUGAUAACAGAACCUAGAAUUAGAGAGCAGGAAUGGGGGAAUUUACAAAAAUUCCAAUUAAACAAAUAAGAAUAAGAAUAGGUUUUUAUAGAAAGGACUUUGGUUGGAAGAUUUUACUAUAGAUUUAAGUAAGGUGAGUCUGCAUCAGAUGUAUAUGAUAGAGUGAGUUUAUUUUUAGAAUCUCUCUUUAGAGAAAUGGAUAGUUACUCGUAAGCUGCCAAAUAUGGAUAGAAUAGAGUGUUUAUAAUUGUAACUCAUGGAAUGGUAAUGAGGUUGAUUUUAAUGAGAUAUUUCAAACAGCAUAUUUCUGAUUUUGAAAAAAUGGAGAAUCCACUUAACUGUGAAUGCUGGAUUUUACAAAAAGAUUAAAAAGGUUUAUAUAAAUUUAAUAAAAAAAUUAAGCUAGAAUAAGACUAAACCUUUUAAUGAAUAAACAAUUUUAAAAAUAUUUAAGAAUUUCUUUCUGAAAUUAAAAUGAAAAAUUUAUUAAUUAAUUCAUACAUACAUAGAUAGAUACUAACUUAUUAACUAUAAUUUAAAUAAAACAAGCUACUCUUUAUAUUUAUAUUUUUGUAAAUAUGCCCAUUUUUUAUUUAUUUUUCUAAAAUGCCAAAAAGACUCAA
Tetrahymena thermophila SB210 is the source of this 1116-nucleotide messenger RNA. Its product is annotated as histidine phosphatase family (branch protein 1). The transcript has a single exon. The record is from RefSeq and is a predicted model, not a curated record. Gene Ontology annotation, molecular function: phosphatase activity. Lineage: Eukaryota; Ciliophora; Oligohymenophorea; Hymenostomatida; Tetrahymenidae.